AUGGAUGAGUGGUUAAAGAACCGGAUCUUUGCAAUCCAUGCACUUUCUGGUGUAGGGUCGGUGGCAUUAGGCACAGCUCUUACUUACCCUCUUGAUACUACCAAAACCCUUAUUCAGGUUGGUUCAGGGUCUCAUAAACAACUGACAACUGCUCAGGUUUUAAAGAGAGUUCGAUACUUUUCAGGAAAUACAGGUUUGUACAAUGGCUUCCUAUGGCUGGCAGUGGGAAGAACUUUGGGGGUUGGAGCUCGCUUUGGGACCUAUGAAAUUUUGACAGCCUUUUAUAAAGAUGGUCGAGAAGAUAACUAUGUCUACGUCUCUGAGGCCCUCCUGGCAGGACUUGUUGCUGGUGUUGCAGAAGCACUAAUAAGUUCUCCCUUUGAACUUAUAAAACUUCGUGCCCAGGUGACCUCUGCUUCUCGCAUUCCAAGCUCGGCCUCUCUCACAGAAAAGGGAGCUGUUGCACCUGUGAUUCAAAGAUUAUUGCGUGGAUAUAUUCCAGACAUGAAGGCAUUAAAUUCUUCUGUUGGCCUUUUAUCCACCCUAACAACCAAACAUCCCAAUAUGAUGAGUGCUUUACAAGAGUAUCCAUGGAUGAUGACGGGAUCUGGGAGGCCACCAUCCGUUUUCAGUGUUAGGAAACCAUCUGAAGUCAUCUCCUUAGAAGGAUGGGGUGCAUUAUGGAGAGGCCUACGGUCAGGGGUUGUUCGGGAUUCAGUUUUUGGUGGCAUAUUCUUCUCUACUUGGCAAUCCCUGCACCGAGCAAUGCUUGACUGGAAGGCAGUGGGGAUGGAUCCAGAACCUAGGUCGGAUGAUGAAAUUGGUCCGCUGUCUCCUUGGGCUGUGAGUCUUGCUGCUGGAGUUUCUGGUUCAGUUGCUGCAGCUGCUUCUCAUUGUUUUGACACUGCUAAGUCUCGAUCACAAUGUAUUGUGCUGCCCAAGUUUGUCUCCACGGAGAGGAAGCUUCUGAAAUGGGGAAGACCAGGGAAUAGGUUUGAGAGACUUACAGGGAUUCACCCUGCAGACAGGAAUCUCCUGUUCCGUGGCCUUGGGUUACGGAUGGCUCACAGUGGGAUUGCAUCAUUCAUCAUGGUGGGAAGUUAUUUCUUGACUGUGGAUCGUCUUGCUUGA
This is a messenger RNA of Prunus armeniaca (apricot), 1131 nucleotides long. NCBI's taxonomy places the organism in Eukaryota, Viridiplantae, Streptophyta, Magnoliopsida, Rosales, Rosaceae. The record is from the annotation of a GenBank genome assembly.